AUGCACCCACCCGGCACCCGGAGCAUCCCAGAGGGCCCGGCCGCCUCCUUGGGAGCGGUUCCCCAGGGAACCACGCCCCUCCACCCCCGCCCGCAGGAAGGGCCACCGCCCAGCCCGAGCCGCCGGGCAGCGCCUCCGCCGGCUCCCGGGCUGGCACCCGCCGCCCUUGGAUCAGCCUGGGCGCGCCUGGGCCCAGACAAGCACGAAGUCUCCUCCCGCAGCCCCGGCCCCGAAGGAGAAAACGCCGAGCGCUGGGCCCAGCGCGCCCCCGCUUUGGGGAAGCCCGGGCCCGGCCGGCGGCAGGGCGGCGCCCUUGGGGGCCCUCCCGAGGGUCAGCUGCGGGCGGCGGCCGGGGCGCGGCGGGCGCGGGAAGCCAGAGGACGGCUGACUCAUCUUCCUUCCCGCCGCCGCAACCCAUGUGACUCAGGGUCGAACUCAGCCCACAUCCAGAUUCCAGCACCGGAGAGCGGUGAGAAGUGCAGGCUUUGGGGUCAGACAAACGGUGGAGACUUGGGGAAGUCAAGUUCACCUGCCCCAGAAACCCUUCUGAAGGGCCCUGCCUUUGAACAAAGACAGGAAGGAACACAUGAGGCCAUGACUGAAGAUCACCUAGGCAGAUGAAAAGGAUCAAUGCAAAAUCAGAGUGGAGACAAGCAUAAAAUGGGGGCGAGGUCAGAGGAUGAUACAUGUGCCCCAAAUGCUCACAGAGGUCUUCUGGUGGAGGCUCAUGGUUGGACCAAAUGCCCGCUCUGAAGCCUUGUUGGAUGUAGGGAUUGGAUCCCAGCUGUUCCACAUGCUGGCUUUGUGUCCUUAGCCAAGUUACUUUACCCCAGAGACUCAUUCUUGCCUCUAGCAAGCGGGAUAAU
This is a messenger RNA of Balaenoptera ricei (Rice's whale), 866 nucleotides long. RefSeq names its product basic salivary proline-rich protein 2-like. The record is from RefSeq and is a predicted model, not a curated record. The coding region runs from base 1 to 621 and encodes 206 amino acids. NCBI's taxonomy places the organism in Eukaryota, Metazoa, Chordata, Mammalia, Artiodactyla, Balaenopteridae. The transcript has 5 exons.